AUGUUUCUUCGGUUACACGUGUCUAAUCUGGCGUUACUAUUAAUCGUUUUGAGUUUCGGGCAAGUGAGUGGAAAGUGUGGCAACCUGCUGUGUGGAUUACAUGAGGGCUGUUGUUUCUACGGCAAUGGCACCAACCAAUAUAUUCGGUGCUGUAAGCUGCCAAUACACAACUUUCUGGACAACAUCAGUUGGGUCCUGAGAAAACUCUCGGGAGUGUUGAUACUAUGUGUGCUCUUUGUCAUUGGCUACUUCCUACAACGCAUGAUCUGCCCACAACCCAGACGCUACAGGACAGACACCUCUUCCUCUUUACUGAGCGACAACAUGACCGCUUCAGACAACUGUCUUCUCGACCCCUUCACCGAGCAGGAGAUGCGGGUGAUCUCUCCUCAUGCCGCCGCCAUCACUCGGCCGCCCUCGUACGAGGAAGUCAAAGACUUGCCAAGCUACGAGGAGUUCAUGCACAGCAGAGACAAUGUAGAAGGCAACACAACAGCAGCAGCAACAACCACAACAGAGGGUCCGUCCAUUUCAACAGACUCCCCCAGGCAGCAACGAUCAGAGAGCGUAGAGAGACCGGCGCCUGAAAGCCAACUUGCCACCUCAUCCUCAACCUUGACUAUCCCACAAGGGGAAGCUUGUGUAUCAAAAAAUGUCACUUAG
Messenger RNA from Callorhinchus milii (elephant shark), 663 nucleotides. RefSeq lists its product as uncharacterized. The record is from RefSeq and is a predicted model, not a curated record. Lineage: Eukaryota; Metazoa; Chordata; Chondrichthyes; Chimaeriformes; Callorhinchidae. Bases 1 to 663 code for a protein of 220 amino acids. The transcript has a single exon.